AUGAAAGGUGUACAAAACAUUUACAACGAUGCUUACAGCGUCUCGUCCUUGCUCGUAUUUUUUGUCCUGAUUCUGUUUCGUCCGGCACUCUCGAUCAGUGCCGCCAAUAGAUUGUCGUCUUCAGAGUCUCUGACAAUCUCAAGCAACAGAACACUUGUAUCUCCCGGCGGAGCCUUCGAGCUUGGUUUCUUCAAACCCUCGGCACUUCCGCGUUGGUAUCUCGGAAUACGGUAUACCAAAGUCUCAGAGAAGAGCUACGCAUGGGUCGCCAACAGAGACAACCCUCUCUCUACAUCCAUUGGGGCCCUCGAAAUCUCUGGCAACAAUCUUGUCCUGCUAGAUCAGUUCAAUAAAACUGUUUGGUCGACGAAUCUUACUAGCGGAGAUGCGCCGGUGACGGCAGAGGUUCUUCCCAACGGAAACUUUGUACUGAGACACUCCGACAACGACGACCCUAGUGAAUUCUUGUGGCAGAGUUUCGAUUUUCCUACAGAUACUUUACUUCCGGAGAUGAAGCUAGGUAUCGACCACAAAAAGGAGCGCAACUGGUUCCUUACAGAAUGGAGAGCUCCAGACGAUCCGGCGAGCGGGAACUUCACGUUCAACCUCGAAACUCAAUGGGGAUUGCCUGAAUUUAUUCUUCGUAUGAAUGGAUGGCCAGUGGCAAGGAGCGGUCCCUGGGAUGGAAUCGAGUUUAGCGGCAUACCGUCGAUGCAAGGAUCAGAUUACAUGGUUUCCAAUUUUACGGAUAACGCUUACAGCUUCCGUAUGACCAACCAUAGCAUCUACUCGAUAUUGACAACGAGAGACUGGAUGCUCGAGCGAGUCACGUGGACCUCGACAUCAUCGGAAUGGAAGCGGUCCGUGGAUUUUUUAUUCACGGGUAUCUGCGAUGCUUACUCUAGUUGUGGUGGGCCGAAUACUUACUGCGACCUAAACACGUUACCUCACUGUAACUGUCUUAGAGGGUUUGUUCCAAAUAACGACACAGAAUGGGCAGAGCGGGAUGAGAGGAUAGGCAGUUCAAUAUUUGGGUGUGUGAGGAAGAAGCAGCUUAACUGUGAAGGAGAUCUUGACUUUUUCGAGCUAAAUAAUACGAAGUGGCCGGAUACUAAGACUGCGACUGUGGAUCGGGGAAUCAUUGAUGUGAAGAAAUGCAAAGAGAGGUGUCUUAGCGAUUGUAACUGUACGUCUUUUGCGUUUGGAAAAAAUGGACUGGGUUGCGUGACUUGGACCGGAGACCUCGUUGAUAUCCGGACUUACUUCGAAGGCGGUCAUGCUCUCUUUGUUAAAGUAUCUGCUAAUGAUCCAGAUUUUUCCUCGGGAAAGAAGAGAGACCAAACUGGAAAAGUCAUAGGUUGGAGUAUUGGUGGAGUCAGCGUUAUGCUUAUUCUGAGUGUUAUCCUCUUCUGCUUUUGGAAGAGGAGACAGAAGCAAGCAAAAGCAGAUGCUGCAGCGCCUAUUGUGGGAAACCAAGUUCAAUUGAACGAGAUGGUGUUACCAAGAAGAAACAUAUUUUUUUCUGGAGAGGACGAAAUAGAAGAUUUGGAACUUCCAUUGAUUGAGUUUGAAGCUGUUGUCGCAGCCACCGAACAUUUCUCUCAUUCAAACAAAGUCGGAAAAGGUGGUUUUGGUGUUGUUUACAAGGGAAGGUUAAGUGACGGGCAAGAAAUUGCGGUGAAGAGACUAUCGGAAAUGUCAGCUCAAGGUACCGAUGAGUUCAUGAACGAAGUUAGGCUAAUAGCAAGGCUUCAGCAUGUCAACCUUGUGAGACUUCUUGGCUGUAGCGUUUACGCGGGCGAAAAAAUAUUAAUAUACGAGUACUUGGAGAAUCUAAGCCUCGAUUCUCAUAUCUUUGAUAAAACCAGAAGCUGUAUGUUAAAUUGGCAAAUGAGAUUUGAUAUCAUCAAUGGUAUUGCCCGAGGGCUUCUGUAUCUUCACCAAGACUCACGGUUUAGAAUCAUCCAUAGGGAUUUGAAAGCAAGCAAUGUCUUGCUUGACAAAGAUAUGGUUCCAAAAAUUUCAGACUUCGGAAUGGCUAGGAUCUUUGGACGGGAUGAGACGGAAGCUAACACGAGGAAGGUGGUCGGAACUUAUGGCUACAUGUCUCCAGAAUAUGCGAUGAACGGGACAUUCUCGAUGAAGUCAGAUGUGUUCAGUUUUGGGGUCUUGCUUCUUGAAAUUAUAAGUGGCAAGAGGAAUAAAGGCUUCUGCCACUCGGAUGGUAAUCUUAAUCUUCUGGGAUAUGUGUGGAAGCAAUGGAAUGAAAAUCAACGUCUAGAGAUACUAGACACGGCCGUAGAUUCUUCAUCACCAACGUUCAGGCCACGUGAAAUAUUAAGAUGCUUACAAAUUGGCCUCUUGUGUGUUCAAGAACAUGUAGAGGAUAGACCAAUGAUGUCGUCAGUAGUUUUGAUGCUCGGAAGUGAAGCAGUAUUUAUACCUCAACCUAAACGGCCAGGUUACUGCGUAGCCAGCGGAAGUUCUCUUGAUACUCGGAGUGAAGAUGAAGCUUGCACAGUUAACAAAUUCACCAUGUCAAUCAUUGACGCUCGGUGAUAUGAUGAUAAUAUUUCAUUCAGCAACCAGAUGAAGGGCCUCUACC
Messenger RNA from Brassica oleracea var. oleracea, 2605 nucleotides. RefSeq names its product receptor-like serine/threonine-protein kinase SD1-8. Gene Ontology annotation, biological process: protein phosphorylation; recognition of pollen. NCBI's taxonomy places the organism in Eukaryota, Viridiplantae, Streptophyta, Magnoliopsida, Brassicales, Brassicaceae. The transcript has 7 exons. The record is from RefSeq and is a predicted model, not a curated record. Gene Ontology annotation, molecular function: ATP binding; protein serine/threonine kinase activity. The coding region runs from base 1 to 2559 and encodes 852 amino acids.